Molecule: messenger RNA, 1357 nt
Organism: Rosa rugosa (rugosa rose)
Lineage: Eukaryota; Viridiplantae; Streptophyta; Magnoliopsida; Rosales; Rosaceae
Exons: 1
Coding region: 117-1085 (322 amino acids)
Source: RefSeq, a predicted model, not a curated record
CAGCCUCAAAACUCAGAAAAUCCAGACCUGGGCCUUAAACCCCAAUUCCCUUCCAUUCAGUUUGUUCAAGAUUUCUCAGUCACAUUGAAGGCUUGAACUGAAUCUUCCUUUCAAAAAUGUCAAUCCUCCACACCUCUCUCACACACCAACACCAAUCCCUCUCCUUCUCCAAAUCCCUAACCUCCCCAACCCCUCUCUUCCUCUCCCUCUCCCUCUCCCUUAAACCCUUAACCCCAAAGCCCACAUUCAUCCGAAUGGGCGGCGGGCCCAGAACCUUCCCCGGCGGCGUAUCCAAGUGGCAGUGGAAGCGCAUGCAGGCCAAGAAAGCCAAGCAGCUCCUCAAGGCCCGCCUCUGCCGCGAGCGCCAAAUCUACGAGAUGCGAAAGCGGGCCGAGCUCAAGGCCGCCGUGUCGGAGCUCGAGCGCCCCUGGGAGGCCGUCGAGAAGCCUCCCAAUUUGUUCUCCGUCAGCGCCGAUGAGCAGGUUAAGGUCUUGGCCGAUAGGUUCCAGAGGCCGGGAGGGUUUGACCUUUGGACCGAGAGGGAUGGGCCGGAGCUGUUUCGGGCCAUGGAGGACCUGCCGUCGGCGAGGUUUUUCCCGAAGGGGGUUGUGCAUAGUGUGAGGCCGUAUAGGAGGAUUGGGGCUGAGGAGGAAGAUGAGGGUUUUGGAGGAGUCAAGAGGUUGGUUGAAUUGGGUGCAGAGAAGGGUUUGAAUUCGAAAAGUUCUAGGAUGUAUAAUGGUAAACUGAGGAGGAAGGGGAAGGGGAAUAGGGGAAAUGCUCAAGCUUCAAGUGAUGUUGAUAGGAAACAGAGAGGACAGAGUUCUGUAAUGCGCAGUGGCGAAAAUGGGAAUUAUAGGAGAAAUGGUGGAUUGAAGUUGAAUGGUUUGGAGGAUGAUAGGAGGUCUUCGAGUGGGUAUAAUUCGAGAGAAGGUGGUGUUGAUAGGAGACAGAGAGGACAGGGUCGCAUAAUCCGCAGUGGGGAAAAUACGUGUGAUAGAAGAAAAGGUGCAUUGAAAUCGAAAGGUUCAGAGUCUGAAGUUUUCGAUAUGAGGUUGCGACAAGAUGGGAGUUAUGAAUUUCAAUAGUUCAGUGGCGAGACAUGAAGUGUAUGAUCCUCUUAGAACUAGGAUAAUGGCAUGCUCAAUGAACAAUGAACAAUGCCAAGUGGAUGAUCCUGAGAACUCAGAAUGACAAUGAAGAGCCAAGCUUAGUAAUGCUCAGCUCAGAACAAUUAGCCACAUGACUCAGGAAAAGGUCAGGCAAAGAGCUAUCAUUCUCCCAAAUUGUAUGUAAAUAUUUAUAUUUUGUAGUUAUUAUAUGCUGAAAUAGUUGAAUGAAAAAUAUUAUUCCAAUCAAA